Purpureocillium lilacinum is the source of this 1200-nucleotide messenger RNA. RefSeq lists its product as uncharacterized. The record is from RefSeq and is a predicted model, not a curated record. NCBI's taxonomy places the organism in Eukaryota, Fungi, Ascomycota, Sordariomycetes, Hypocreales, Ophiocordycipitaceae.
AUGGCGCCCGUCAUGGGUGCCGACCGGGGGCCCGGUGUCUUUAUUCUGAACCUCUUCUUCGUCUCCUUGGCCGUUGUCAUUCUGGUGUUGAGAGUUUUCACGCGGGCCCUGAUUGUCAAAGCCUUUGGUCUGGAUGACUGGCUCAUGAUUUUGGCAGCAAUCUUCUUCAUUCUAUAUGUUGCCAUGUCCAACACUGGCGUCCAUUACGGGACCGGCCAGCACAUGGACGUUUUGUCCCCGUUCCAGAGGGAAAAGGCCAUGAUGUACUGGUGGUACUGCUACAUGUUCUACAUCCUCUGCAUGGUGUGCUCCAAGCUGUCCUUUGCCUGGUUCCUCCUCCGCAUCACCACGGCCAGAGUCCACGCCUGGGUUGUCUACGCCGCCUCCCUCCUCUCCGUUCUGGCCGCUACGAUCUUCUUCUUCGUCACCAUUUUCCAGUGCAAGCCGGUGUCCUUUUACUGGACCCGCCUCGGCGGCAACAUCGACGGGACCUGCCUGAGCAUGGACGUCAUCAUGUCCAUCGCCUACUUUUACAGCAUCUGCAGCAUCGUCACCGACUUCACUUUUGCGGUGCUUCCGGCCUUUGUCAUUUGGAACCUGCAGCUCAAGAUGAGGGCCAGGUUGGCGCUCAUUGUUCUGAUUGCCAUGGGCUGCGUGGCAAGUUCCGCACUCGUCGUUCGGUGCGCAUUCCUUAAGCACUUCAGGGAUGCCGACUUUCUUUAUUCUACCAUCGACAUCGUCAUCUGGUCCUCCAUCGAAAUGGGCCUGGCCAUCAGCGCCGCCAGCCUGGCCACGCUCCGGCCCCUCCUCAAGCUCGUUGCCGUCAAGCUCGGCAUCACGUCAGCGCGCACUGCCCCAAGCGGCGCCCCCUACGGAACUGGCCCGCACUCCAAGACUGUGCAGAGCAAGAACCGGAAUGCCAACCCCUUUGACCCGAACGUCUACGUCAUGUCCGAGUUCUCGCAGGGCACGAGCGGCUCCCCUACGAACGUCGAUGGGCAGUUCGGCACUCAGACAACGGCGUAUGCCGGCGGCUACGGAAAGGGCCGGCAGUAUACCCGGGAUGUCAAGCUCGACAGCGACAACGAGAGCCAGGAGCAGCUGCACGAGGGGUCGUCGGAGCGCGCGAGCGGGGACGAGGGCAGGAGGCGGGUCGUUCCCAAGUCGUUUCUUCACAUUGACGCCGGUAAGGGCGCGUGA